Molecule: messenger RNA, 720 nt
Organism: Penicillium crustosum
Lineage: Eukaryota; Fungi; Ascomycota; Eurotiomycetes; Eurotiales; Aspergillaceae
Product: putative TFIID and and SAGA complex TAF10 subunit
Exons: 2
Coding region: 1-720 (239 amino acids)
Biological process (GO): transcription initiation at RNA polymerase II promoter
Cellular component (GO): transcription factor TFIID complex; nucleus; SAGA complex
Molecular function (GO): promoter-specific chromatin binding; RNA polymerase II general transcription initiation factor activity
Source: RefSeq, a predicted model, not a curated record
AUGGCCGACUCUCAAACAUCGCAACCUCCCCAACCCACACCUCAGAACGGAUCACAAGAGCAUCCCCCUCCGUCCGAAUCUGAAGAUAACAUCAAAACUGAGCCUGAUCUUGAUGCUUCCAUCGAAAAAGACGUCGAGAUGAACACCGAAACUCAGACCGGAGAGAACGCGAACGCCGGCGCGCCUGGCCAAGAUCCUAUGGCCCCCGCGCCAGAACCCUCUAAGAAGGAAACAAGCUUGCGCGAGUUCCUCGGCAAGAUGGACGAAUAUGCACCAAUCAUUCCCGAUGCAGUCACAGCCCACUACCUCACCCUCGCCGGUCUCCCACCUCCAGGCACCGGGCCCGGCCAAACCCCACCUCACCUAGCGCGCCUUCUGGCACUCGCCGCCCAAAAGUUUGUCUCAGACAUUGCAGCGGACUCGUACCAGUUUGCCCGCAUCCGCGCCUCAAACAGCUCCUCCGCAAACAACCCCAUUGGCAGUCUAGCAGCCGCGGCUGGUCUCGGCGCUCCUGCUGGUGCAGGCGGUGCCCCAGCUCCUGGCGGUGAUACUGGCAAGAGUAACAAAGCCGGCACUCAUCUCGGUAUUCAGCGACCUGGAUUCGGAGGUGGUGGUUCUGGUGGCUCUGGUCAGGGACGCACGGUGUUGACCAUGGAGGACCUUGGAAUGGCUGUUUCAGAAUAUGGAGUCAGCGUGAAGCGAGGCGAGUUCUACAGGUAG